AGUAUAAGACCCUUUGGUGUCCACGAUCCUCGCACUUUCGUUCAUCACUCUGGUCUUCUCCGUCUCAUCCGUUGGAUAGAUCCACUCAGAGAGAGAGAGAGAGAGAGAGAGAGAGAGAGGGGCGGAGAGAUGGCGCUGAUAGGGCUCAAGGCGACGGCGUUCGCGGCGGCGGCGCAGCUGCUGGGAGUCGCCGGCGCGGUGCUGGUGCUGGUGUGGUGCAUCUACUUCAUGGGGGGCUUGGCCUGGGAAGCCUCCAACAAGAGUCUCAUCUUCAACAUUCAUCCCGUGCUGAUGCUAAUUGGCUUGAUCAUCAUCGGAGGUGAAGCAAUCAUAACUUACAAGACAUUGCCUCUGAACAAAGAAACGAAGAAGGUGAUACAUAUGGUGCUACACGCCAUCGCUUUGAUACUCGGCAUCAUCGGAAUAAGUGCCGCGUUCAAGUAUCACAACGAGAGUUCCAUUGACAACUUCUACAGCUUGCACUCCUGGCUCGGGAUCGGCGUCAUUAUACUCUAUGCCAUUCAGUGGAUAUAUGGAUUCAUCAUCUUCUUCUACCCUGGAGGAUCGGGCACCCUAAGGAGGGACUCGCUUCCGUGGCAUGUGCUGUUCGGGUUGUUUGUGUAUUUAUUGGCGGUUGGAAAUGCGCUACUAGGCUUCUUGGAGAAGCUGACAUUCCUUGAGAACUCGGGGCUCGCGAAGUACAGUUCUGAGGCCUUCCUCGUCAACUUCACCGCAGUCGUGACAGUACUAUUCGGCACCUUCGUCAUAUUCACCGUGCUUUCUCAGCCCGUUGUUGAAGACGACCAUAGCUAUUCCCCAAUCUAGAUCGUGUCGCAUUCCUAAAUAAGAUUGCUUUAUGUAUAGAACAUCCACGGAUCAUUUCGUUGUAGCAGAUGUACGAUAAUUGCGUGAGAAACACCCGUUCUUCUGAACAAAGUUGUCAACUUGUCAUGCUUGGCAAAA
Messenger RNA from Syzygium oleosum, 963 nucleotides. Its product is annotated as transmembrane ascorbate ferrireductase 1. Gene Ontology annotation, molecular function: oxidoreductase activity. NCBI's taxonomy places the organism in Eukaryota, Viridiplantae, Streptophyta, Magnoliopsida, Myrtales, Myrtaceae. The coding region runs from base 130 to 825 and encodes 231 amino acids. The record is from RefSeq and is a predicted model, not a curated record. The transcript is spliced from 4 exons.